AUGGUGGUGAUAAUAAUGUUGGCAUUAGUUUUGUUACCUUACACAGCUAGCAAAUGUCCUGUUGAUAAACGUGCAACUCGGGUGCUUCUUCCAAUUCUUCACAAAUAUUACCAUUCUGGAGAAUUUAACAUUGCCAGCAUAACUUCUCAGAGCAACGUGCUUUCACGUGCAUUAUCGUAUGAGAAAAUACCAUCUCCGGAGUACUUUGAUGAUAUUCCGGUGUUGACUCAGCAUUACCAGCAUAUCCUGGCACUGGUAUUUGCUGUGAAAAAAAUCAAUGAAGACCCACAUAUUUUGCCAAACAUCACUCUGGGCUUCCAGAUCUAUAACAGCCAUUUCAGUGCAAGCUGGACUUAUCUUGCCUCAAUGGAACUGCUCUCCACCCAGAAGAGGUUCAUUCCAAACUACAAGUGUGACAGGAGAAACAAUGCAGUUGCCGUCAUUGGGGGACCUAACUCAAAUGUCUGCCUCCAUAUGGCCACCAUCCUUGGUUUCUACAAGAUUCCACAGGUUACAUAUGGAUCUGCUCCAGUACUGCAUUACAGAAGCCAAGCUGGCUUUGUGCAACAGAUGUUCCCAAGAGGCACUCAUCAAUAUAAUGGGAUCCUGCACUUACUUCUGCAUUUCAGAUGGACAUGGAUUGGGGUGCUUUACCUUGAUGAUGACAACGGGGAAAGGUUUGUGCAGAAUGUCCUUCCCUUUUUCUCUGAGAAGGGCAUUUGUUUUGACUUCAUACAAAGGCUCCCCAAACAAGGAUUUACGGGGGAAAUGCAGAAACUUAUAGAAGAAGGACUUGCAACUUACAAGACCAUUAUGAGAAACAGUUCCAAUGUUUUGCUCAUACAUGGAGAAAUUCAGACAAUGCCAAUUUUGAGAUUCAUGAUAGCAAGUUCAGUAUAUUUGGAUAUAUCUUCAAAGCCAGGUGAUAAAGUCUGGAUGAUGAUGGCUCAAAUGGAUUUCACUUCCUUUGCUUUCCAGGGCAGCUGGAGCAUAGACUUCCUUCUUGGUGCGAUGUCCUUGGCAGUCCAGUCAAAGAAAGUGUUGGGAUUUCGAGAGUUCCUUCAGACCAGAAAUCCUAUCUCAGAUAAAGAAGACGGUUUUAUCCAGAGCUUCUGGGAAAGUGUGUUUGAAUGUUUUUUCUCAAGCCUCGCUUCAGAAAACACGUCUGAGAAAAUCUGCACUGGGUUUGAAAAACUGGAGUCUCUUCCUGGUUCUCUUUUUGAAGUGAAGAUGUCUGCUCAUAGCUAUAGCAUGUACAAUGCCGUCUAUGCUAUAGCACAUGCUCUGCACCACAUACAUUUCUUGAAAUUCAAGGAAAAAAUAAUGGUAAAGGGGCAGAGAAAGAAACUUCUCAAUCAAUACUCUUGGCAGCUUCAUCACAUUCUACGAAAAGUAUCAUUCAACAACAGUGCUGGAGAGAAAAUUUCCUUUGAUCAAAGUGGAGAAAGAAAAGCUGGAUUUGAUAUUAUCAACUGGAUAACAUUCCCAAAUCAGUCUUUCUUGAAAGCAAAAGUUGGAAAGAUUGACCCAUAUGCUUCUUCAAAGAACAUGGUUGACUGUGUUCGUUGUCCAGAAGGACAAUUUCCAAAUGAUGCUAAAGAUGGAUGUCUUCUGAAAAAUAUCACUUAUCUGUCUUAUAGAGAACCUUUAGGAUUUGGUUUGACUAUUCUUGCCCUCUCACUUUUUUUAAUUACUGUAUUGAUGCUGUUGAUAUUUAUUAGACAUCAGGGUACUCCCAUUGUCAAAGCCAAUAACAGGAAUCUCACUUAUGCUCUCCUUAUUUCUCUUCUGCUCUCAUUCCUUUGUGCUUUACUAUUCAUUGGCCAGCCCAGAAAGUUGACCUGUCUUUUUCGACAAAGUGCCUUUGGUAUCAUCUUUACAUUUGCUGUAUCUUGUGUCUUGGCCAAAACCAUCAUUGUGGUUCUAGCUUUUAAGGCCACAAAGCCUGAUUCCCAAAUGAGGAAGUAUAUGAGAAAGCCACUGGCUACUUCUAUUGUUUUUUUAUGCUCCUUUGUCCAAAUUGUUAUUUGUACCAUAUGGUUGAUAAUUACUCCCCCAUUCCCUGAUUUUGAUAUGCAUUCUUUAGCCGAAGAAAUUCUACUGGAAUGUAAUGAAGGCUCAAUAGUCAUGUUUUACUGUGUCCUCAGCUUUAUGGGUUUCUUGGCACUUCUGAGCUUCACUGUGGCUUUCUUUGCCAGAAAUUUGCCAGAUACAUUUAAUGAAGCCAAGUUUAUCACCUUCAGUAUGCUGAUGUUUUGCUCUGUUUGGCUAACUUUUGUUCCUGCAUACUUGAGUGCAAAGGGAAAAUACAUACUGGCUGUGGAAAUCUUCUCCAUUUUGGUGUCCAGUGCUGCAUUACUAAUUUGUAUGUUUCUUCCCAAAAGCUAUAUUAUAUUGGUAAAACCAGAACUGAAUAAUAGAGAUCAGCUGAUAAGAAUAAAGAACUAA
This is a messenger RNA of Crotalus tigris (Tiger rattlesnake), 2448 nucleotides long. Its product is annotated as vomeronasal type-2 receptor 26-like. The transcript has 5 exons. Gene Ontology annotation, cellular component: membrane. Gene Ontology annotation, molecular function: G protein-coupled receptor activity. Gene Ontology annotation, biological process: G protein-coupled receptor signaling pathway. Lineage: Eukaryota; Metazoa; Chordata; Lepidosauria; Squamata; Viperidae. The record is from RefSeq and is a predicted model, not a curated record. Bases 1 to 2448 code for a protein of 815 amino acids.